Molecule: messenger RNA, 3424 nt
Organism: Oreochromis aureus
Lineage: Eukaryota; Metazoa; Chordata; Actinopteri; Cichliformes; Cichlidae
Product: cyclin-dependent kinase-like 2
Exons: 9
Coding region: 443-3148 (901 amino acids)
Biological process (GO): intracellular signal transduction; protein phosphorylation
Cellular component (GO): nucleus; cytoplasm
Molecular function (GO): ATP binding; MAP kinase activity
Source: RefSeq, a predicted model, not a curated record
CGGAGUCAAGUUGUCUUCUCUUGUGACAACAACACGUUACGCUCAUCAGAGAAACGGCGUUUACUCAACUGCGACACGACAACCUUGUGAACCUCCUAGAAGUGUGGAAGCGCCGCCGCCGCUGGUAUCUGGUAUUUGAGUUUGUGGACCGGACACUUCUUGAUGAUCUGCAGCAAAACCCAAGCGGGCUGGAGGUGAACACAUGCCGACAGUACCUGUACCAGAUCCUAAGGGCUGCGUCCUUCUGCCAUCAGCAAAAUGUGAGGAUAAAUGAUUAAAUAUAGAUAAGUUAGCUGUAUAGCAAAAGAACACCCACACUAACGUCCCAGUCAUUUUGUUCUAUAAGCAGUCCUGAAACAGGAGAGAAACCAAUCACUUUAGAAAAGAGCUUGAUAAGUUACUCCUAGCAGGCUUUCAAUGAGUAAAGACUGCAAUAUACCACAUGAUGCUCGUUCGUUCUUUUCAUUUCCAGAUCAUCCACCGUGACAUCAAACCAGAGAACAUCCUCAUCUCUCAGGAGGGCGUGGUUAAGCUGUGUGAUUUUGGCUUUGCCCGCACCGUUGCAUCGACCAGUGAGGGCAGCCUUCUCACUGACUAUGUGGCCACUCGAUGGUACAGAGCCCCCGAACUGCUGGUGGGAGACAUUAAGUAUGGCAAACCUGUAGAUGUGUGGGCUUUGGGGUGUGUAUUAUUAGAGAUGUUAACAGGUCAGCCUCUGUUUCCUGGAGACUCAGACCUUGACCAAAUAUAUCAGAUCAUCCGGUGCUUUGGUAACCUUACAAGUCAUCACCAGGAGCUGUUCUACAGAAAUCCUGUAUUUUCAGGAGUUACACUGCCCGAAUGUUCGGACAGAGUCACUCUCCAGCAGCGUUUCCCUACAAUCACACCUAUUAGCCUGGAUCUGGCACAGGAGUGUCUAGAGAUAGAUCCAGAAAGACGGGCUCAGUGUUCGGAGCUGUUAGAGCAUCCACUGUUUACACAAGACUCCUUCCACAUCAGAUUUUUGGACGAGCUAAAUUCUAAGAUCCAAAAAGACCACAGAGAGAACUCUACCUUUCCCAAAAUAACCAAAAACUCAAGAAAGAAUGAAAGGGAUGAGAAAAACUGUAGAGGCAAGGACAAGAAACAACCUGAAGACAUGGAUGAAAAAGUCAACAAGGAAAAGAUGGAGAAAGUAAAGGGAAAACAGCCUCUGAAGUUGUCUAAAACCACUCGUCAGUCAGAACCUUUAAUCUCCACUAAACAAUCCAAAGGAGGCAGCAAGGUUAUCCACAAUGCAGCUCAAUCUCCCAUGGCUUUGAAAAGUAAAGCAGGCAAAGCUGCUGGUGUAGACUUGAAGAAAGAAUCAGAGAUUCCAAAGAUAACUAGAACCCUUACUUUUGAUACAUCAGAGACCACCAAGACUGUAGCCAACCUGGACGUCGCGAACAGCACAGUAGCAAAACCAAAACAUGAGCGAGUGCUAUCUGCAGAUAUAAGGGAAGACUCUAUGAGAAUUAUAAAAGACAUGCACGGCAAUAGCUCUGACAAUACAGCGUCAGGUAAGACUGAGAAAAAUACCCCAGAGAGCUCAACACUGUAUAAAUUGGAACCAAGCCAGGAUUUUGAGCAAAAAAUGUAUAAAACGAUCAAAAAAGUUCCCCAGUUGUUGAAACAAUCAACUGCUGACCAUCUAAAUUUCUGCUUGACUCCAAAACUUUCUGUGGAAUCAGCCACUGAUUGGUCCAAUAGAGACUUGCCAAUAAAAUCCCCUAAAUUGGGAAGCAAUCAUCACAUUGAGGUCCAUACCACACUGUCUAUCACCAAACAGUAUGAGACCAAUAGUCAUACUGACCGAACAGCUGAUUCAGAAGAAAAAAAGACAUCUGGAUGUCCAGAAGUCCUACUAUUAAACCUCAAGCCGUCUGUGUCUACCUCAAAAAUGAACAACUCAUCUUUGCACACAUCAAAAAGUCAUACCUCAGAUCUUCCAAUACAGUCUUUCACAGUUUUUACUGAGAUCAAACCUCCCCACAGUACUAUGGUUGUACCUAAAGAAUUAUUAAAUCCAAAGUCCGAAACUGGAUCAUCCUCAAACCUGCUUCCACAGCACAAUAACCAUAGAGAAGAUAAAGACACCAAGGUGGACCUGCACAUAUCCCAUUCUUCUGCUGCAGACUACAAGGUACAUCCUGAAUCUUCUGAACCUUGCUGCCUUCAUCAGCAGAGCACUUCCAAACCUAAGACCUCCACAGAAGCCACAACUUCAACUGAAAACACAUUAAUAGGGGCUGGUCUUAGGACAACACUGAAUGUCUUGAAUAAAGAGAACCAAGAAGAUGUAGCUCUCACUGUGCCCAUUAGUGCAACAGCCAAGUCAUCAGUAACUCAAACCUCAAAUGUGUCUUCAGGUAAUGACAAACAGAACAACAGCAGUGACUUUGAAUCUGACAUAAAAGACUGGAAAGUUCCUCACUCCAAAUACUUGGUUGGAGAAUCUAAAACAAAGUCUGGAUCUUUCAGAGACCACACGAGAUCCACAAGAAAGGUGAAUGAAAGAAAAGACAAAGCCAGUAUAUCCAGUGUCCCAGAUGUGACUUCAGUCACGUCUACAGAAACUCUACACCACAAAGCUUUGACAAGAAGCUCUGUCCUUCACAACGAGGAUGGUGCAGACCUUACUGAGCUUGAUCUGAGUGUCUCUUGUUCUUCCCCACCCCCUCAUCCACCAUCCUCCACUCCUGUCCUCCUCCCUUCAUCCUCCACACCUCUUGUCAACUCCUUAGUCAUCAAAACCCAUGGCCCGGCCAUCAGUAAUCAUUAUAUCCUAGGGGCAAGUUCCCAUCCAAGGACCCCCACCCUGAGGACUUUAGAUAAGCCAAGACAUCAUGGUGGCAUUUAUACCCAAAAAACCCAACAGUUUCCAUCAAGUCAUGUUAAAGAAUUACUCACCUUCCAGGAGCCAGAGAGGAGUCCAAUCUGUGAACACUCCUUUGUAUCUGACUGCCUCCAGAAUAGCAGCGAUGUUUCCAAAACUAAGUCACACAUACAUUUCCCAGAUUUAGGAAAACAAAAAGGAGCUGCCACAAACCAGCGGAAAGUCAAACAACCAUCCCAUCUACCAUCAGAACCACAGCAGCGUGGACAUAACAGCACUGAAACACACUGAAGCAAACAUGAAAUGUACUCUUAUUUAUGUACAUAUGUACAUUUAUGUUAUUGUCCAUUCUAAAGGUUUAUUUAUCUGGAUUUUGCUUUUGUAACCAGAUUUAGAUUGAGUGAUUUGUCAAAUAACCAAAUACUGUUGAAAAUACAGCAACAAAACAGUAAACUUUGAACAUUUUUUCAAAGAGAUAGACAAUGUAUAUCAUUGUAACUUGUUUUUCUGUUUAAUUACGAUAAACCUUUUAAAGUGGCAAAUAAACGGUUUGUAAAUAUAUUUUGA